CAAGCAGUGCUUCUGCUUACGGAGAUGUCAUUAAAACAAAGACAUUUCACAACAUACCUGUCUUAAAAAACACACCAGAAAACACAACUCUCAUACAAAACACAUCUGAAAACACAUCUGAACUUCAGAACAAUUACAUGUCAAUCAAUAUAGUCUGGACAUUAAACACCACCACUGCUGCACCUAGCACAGCGCCUCCCACUACCAGCCCCAUGAUCACACCCUGGAAAGGGGUGGAGCCUCGUGUGUAUGAUGUGUCAUGUGAUGAGACGAUCUGCCCCCCCAACAGUUUCUGCAGUAACGACUACGACAUCGGUGGAUCACGAUGUCACUGCAACCUCGGUCUCCAUGGAGACCACUGCUCCGAAGGUGUGUCAAUCCGGUUUCCAAGGUUUUAUGGAUUUUCUCACAUGACAUUUGAACCCCUAAAGAACUCGUACCAGAUCUUCCAUAUCACUCUGGAGUUCAAGGCGGACUCUGAGGAUGGUUUGCUCUUGUACUGUGGAGAGAAUGAACUUGGUCGAGGAGAUUUCAUGUCUCUUUCUCUGGUGCGCAGGAAACUUAAUUACAGGUUUAACUGUGGCACAGGGGCAGGGCAGAUCAUCAGUGACAGCUCUGUUGUGAUUGGUCAGUGGCACACAGUCACUCUUUUCCGAGACGGAGUUAAUGGCUGGCUACGACUCGACAAUGACACCCCUGUGUUUGGACACUCACUGGGUCACUACACCAAAAUAACGUUCCGUACUUCUCUGUUUGUGGGCGGGGCUCCUAGUGUUUACUGGCUUGUGAAGACAGUGGGAACCAAUCAGGGUUUUCGAGGUUGUGUUCAGAGCCUGUCAAUCAAUGGCAGAUACACUGAUCUGAGACCUUGGCCUCAGGGAUAUGCCCUCAGUGGAGCAGACAUUGGUGAGUGCAGUACCCGUGUGUGUGACAAGGUGGUGUGUGAGCACAAUGGAGUGUGUUUCCCGACUCGUGCAGACAACUACACCUGCCUCUGUCCUCUGGGAUACAGAGGAGUUCACUGUGAGGAGAGCUUCGUGCUGUCUCUGCCUCGCUUCAGCGAGAGUGUGCAGUCAUAUGCCAGUGCCCCUUGGCCUCAGCACCCACAGUCCUAUCUUUCCUUCAUGGAGUUUCACAUUACCUUCAAACCUACCAGUCAGGAUGGGACUCUGCUCUACAGUCAUGAUGAGUACAGUCGUGACUUCCUGUCCAUUGUUCUGGUGGGUGGUUUUCUGGAGUUCCACUUCGACUGUGGCUCUGGAGCUGCCAACAUCAGGAGUGAGCAGCCUGUCAGUUUGAACAUGUGGCAUGAUUUAAGAGUUUCUCGUACUGCUAAAAGUGGAAUGCUGCAGGUGGACAAUCAGCGGCCAGUAGAGGGCAGUGCUGAGGGAGCAUUUACUCAGAUUAAAUGCAGUUCCCCUCUCUAUAUCGGUGGGGUUCCUGAUUACGACUCCACAAAAAUAGGUGCUGGAGUAAUCAGACCAUUCAGUGGAGACAUUCAGAGGAUCACACUGAAUGACCGUGAGGUUGCUGUGGUGACGGGUCAUGUGGUGGGCGUUAAUGUUAUGAACACGCCCCACCCAUGCGUGGAGAACCCAUGUGCUAAUGGAGGAACCUGCAGAGCCAAACGAGAUGAGUACGAGUGUGACUGUACACUGGGGUAUGAUGGAAAACACUGUCAGAAAGAGUGUGGAAACUACUGCUUUAACUCGGUGACUGAAGCAAUUGAAAUUCCUCAGUUUAUGGGACGCAGUUAUCUGACAUAUGACAGUCAAGAGAUUCUUCAAAGGCUAUCUGGUUCUAGGACGAGUGUGUUCUUGCGCUUUAAGAGCUUCUCUAAGGAUGGACUGUUACUGUGGAUAGGAGAGAACCUGAGCCAAACUCACACUGACUAUCUGUCUAUAGGUCUGCAGGACGGAGCACUCACCUUCAGUUAUGACCUGGGCAGUGGGGCUGUGUUUGUUGUGGUUAACGGAACCUUCAGUGAUGGAAAAUGGCACAGAGUGAAAGCAGUCAGGGAAGGGCAGAGUGGGAAGCUGACUGUGGAUGAUUAUGGAUCCGAGCUGGGACGAUCACCUGGCAAGAUGAGACAGCUCAAUCUGAAUGGAGAACUUUACAUAGGUGGGAUGAAGGAGAUUGCUCUUCACAGCACUCGUCAGUACCUGGCAGGUUUAGUUGGCUGUGUUUCACACUUCACUCUGUCCAGUGACUAUCAUGUGUCUCUGGUUGAGGACGCAGCCAAUGGCAAGAACAUUAACACCUGCAGCAACUAACUCACAUCAUUGCUGUCUAACACUGAUUAGGAUUCUGAUGAAGCUUAUGGAAGAUUAGAGAAAUGGUAGAAGCACCAGGAUGAAGCUGUUUGUGGAUUGUUGGUGGAGAUGGAGUUCAGCCCUGUGAUGUGUAAAGUGUGUUAAUGUUUCUGGUUGCACUUCUCUCUCUCUCUCUCUGCAUGAGUUUCUGAUGUCUUUAUUUCCGUUUAUAGAUUUUAGCUAUUGUAAAGUUUUUAUUUUCAUGCCUUUGUGUUUAAACACAUCUCACUCUUGCCAUCUAAUAUGUGACUUAUACCCUGUGUUUAGACUUUGUUUUUUUUCUACAUUCUGACUCUCUCAUACUCUAAGGUAUUAUUUUCUUUCACUUUUUCUUUUCCCUUUUUCCAUUUGAGUGCUGCACCGGGGCAUCAUUUAUGAUGAAUCUAUAGUAGGCGUAUUACAUAUGAUAAAAAUAUCAACACCUUUUACUGCUUAAUUCAUUUUAUAAAAAUAUAAUAUCAUUAUAUAUUUAAUAGUUAUGUUGUGUUAUCUCUCUUAAUACCAGUAAGAAAUGACUAGAGCAGAUUAGUGUUAGGUUAGUAGAGGUGGGGCUUAGUGUGGGGCUAGUGGGGUUUAGUGUGGCUUCAAUUAAAGAAAUAAUAAAACUGGGUUUUAAGUUGCUUGAAAAAAUAAAAAACUGUAACCUUCACUGCUGACCUCACCUGUUUAAUCAGUGUCUGUAUGAAUUUUUUUUUAAAUGCAACA
Molecule: messenger RNA, 3017 nt
Organism: Tachysurus fulvidraco (yellow catfish)
Lineage: Eukaryota; Metazoa; Chordata; Actinopteri; Siluriformes; Bagridae
Product: pikachurin
Exons: 16
Coding region: 138-2273 (711 amino acids)
Molecular function (GO): calcium ion binding
Source: RefSeq, a predicted model, not a curated record